Rhodamnia argentea is the source of this 1735-nucleotide messenger RNA. Its product is annotated as 30S ribosomal protein S9, mitochondrial. NCBI's taxonomy places the organism in Eukaryota, Viridiplantae, Streptophyta, Magnoliopsida, Myrtales, Myrtaceae. Gene Ontology annotation, molecular function: RNA binding; structural constituent of ribosome. The record is from RefSeq and is a predicted model, not a curated record. Gene Ontology annotation, biological process: translation. Gene Ontology annotation, cellular component: ribosome; cytosolic small ribosomal subunit. Bases 100 to 1245 code for a protein of 381 amino acids. The transcript has 4 exons.
UUUCCCUCUCUUCCCUCUCUUCCCUCCCAUUCCUAAAACCCUACUCAGCUGCACGCGCUCUCUCCCACGGUGCCCUCUCGCUCUGCACUUCCUCCGAAGAUGCUCGCUCGCUUCCUCCCCAGACCAUCCAAUCUCCGUCUACUCUCGAUCGCCACCUCGAGGCUCCGCUCCAAUCCCCCUCCGCCGCACCCUCACGUAGCCUCCCUCCUCCGGCGCUUCUCCACCGGUCGCGGCGACGGCAAUGGCGGCGACUCCAGAGAUCCCUCGCUCCCCGAUCCCUGGAAGCUCUCCGGCGACGGAGAUGCGAAGUUCGACCGCCUCUUCUCGGAAGACACGGGCAGACUCGCGGGAUUUCCCGACGGCACAGUCGGCGAGGAGGAUUCGUGGCUGAAGGAGGGAGAAACGGGAGAGAAGAACGUCGGCAAAGACGACGGAUGGCUCACGGCUGAGGGAUAUAGGCCGUGGAGUUUGUCGGAGGAAGGGAGAGACGACGGCUUGUUUGAUGUUGGGGAAGGUGCACAGGCUUUUGGCGAUGAUGUUGGUGUGGGAGCUGACGCUGUGAAGACUGAUAGGAGCGAGGAGGAGGAGAAGCUUGAGAAAGAAGAACAAGAACUCAUUCCAGUACUCAAAGGUCCAAAUCGUGCGUUUGGCGACCUUAUUGCAGCAUCUGGAAUCACAGAUGCCAUGCUGGACAGUCUGAUUGCUCUCAAGGACUUUGAGGGGAUUGACGGCUUGCCACCUUUAAGGGAAAUCGAAGACAUACGAUAUGAGAAGAACACGACAAAAUCCAGUAGAGCAGAAAUAGAGCGCUUGAAGCAGGAGGAAGUCGCGAAGGCAAGAGUGAGGCAAGUAGACGACAAAGAAAGGGCUUAUGGAACAGGAAGAAGGAAGUGCAGCAUAGCACGCGUCUGGGUUCAACCUGGUGAUGGCAAAUUCACGGUGAAUGAAAAGGAAAUCGAUGUCUAUUUCCCCAUGCUUGACCAUCGUGCUGCUCUGCUUCGACCUUUCUCCGAGACAAAGACUUUGGGCCUCUGGGACGUCAACUGUACCGUGAAAGGAGGCGGUGUCUCGGGUCAAGUUGGAGCAAUUCGAUUGGGGAUUAGCAGGGCCUUGCAAAACUGGGAGCCUGGUUUACGUCCUUCUCUUAGAUCUGCUGGUUUCUUGACGAGGGAUCCGCGGGUGGUGGAAAGGAAAAAACCAGGCAAAGCAAAAGCGAGGAAGAGCUUCCAGUGGGUCAAGCGGUGACCAGAAAAACAAUUUUUUCUCUGCACACCACUGGCUUCAAGCACAACUUCAGUUUUGCCGCUGCACAAUGACAUGUCGAGAUUAAUUUGUGUGCUAGGAAUUUUUUGUAUGGUAGCGCGCACGCCCCAUGCAAGCUUGGCUACUGGGCAUAAGAGCGAUGCAGAAUGUUAAUUAACUUGGAAGCUAGUGGCGUUGUGGGAAAGCUUGUAUCUUGCCUGCUUGGGCUGUUUUCUGCAGCAACCGUUGCGUGAAGAACAUCGAGAAUCGACCAUUGGAUUUGUGCUUCUCAUGGCUACAUGAUGAAAUGACCAGUACUCAUCAUUGACGAAUUAUCAGAAGUUGCCUCUGUUUGAUGUCUCAAUGCUGUGGUCCUUGGAUGGUCUGAUGAUGCUGUAGGGUUGAACUUUGAUGUAAUGUAACGGAGUUGCAUAAUAAAAACGACAUGGGCUCAAUGCCAUAAGUUCGAAUAAACGUCUUUAGUUCUGUUCUA